AUGCACGAUCUAGGCCAGGAGAGACGCAGUCGAGAGCGACAGCAGCAGAUUAGGUCUGCCUGGCACGGACCCUGGGCUGAGCAGUCCUUGCUGGCUGCAGAGCGACUCUUGGCCAAGGCUUUCCACCUUCAGCGUCCUGAGUGGCUGAAUGAGACUUACUACAAGCGUCACAUCGGCGGUUCACAUGGAGGCCCUGCAAUGACGUAG
Messenger RNA from Symbiodinium necroappetens, 207 nucleotides. The record is from the annotation of a GenBank genome assembly. Lineage: Eukaryota; Dinophyceae; Suessiales; Symbiodiniaceae.